AUGCAGAGCGCAACGGAAGACCUUUCGCCUGUGUUGCCCGACUACUUCCCUUCCCUCACACGAGAAUGCCAGAAGGCUGGCCUCGUCUUCUUCCAUUGCUUCUCUGAGCAGUCCAAGCACAAGGGCACAGAGGACGCACAAGCCGGCGUUCGAGGCCUCGUCCUGUGUCAGGAACCCCUGCAAGCCUAUGCACAGUGCAUGGAGCGGUCUCUGAAGCAGCCCCAGAAGCCAUUCGUCCCCAUGCACUGA
Messenger RNA from Acanthamoeba castellanii str. Neff, 249 nucleotides. RefSeq lists its product as uncharacterized. The record is from RefSeq and is a predicted model, not a curated record. Bases 1 to 249 code for a protein of 82 amino acids. The transcript is spliced from 2 exons. Lineage: Eukaryota; Discosea; Longamoebia; Acanthamoebidae.